GCGCUAUGCCUUUAACGGCGCGCGGGGCAGGCAUGCCGAGCGCGUAGUGCGGGAAAGUCGAGGCGGGGUUAAAGUUCAGCUCAUGGAGCGGCUCCGCGCUGGCUGCAGUUUGGCAGAGUUGGAAAUGUGAAAGCAAGAAGCAGGCUCGGGGCUCCCCCUCCUCUCCUCUCUCUCUCUCUCUCCCUCUCUCUCUCUCUCUCCUCUUUCCCCUCCUCUCUCUCCCUCUCCCUCUGUCUCUCCCCCUCUCUCUCUCCCUCUCUCCCGCACACGCACACCUCCAAACCGCAGCCCCCCGCAGCAGUCAUGUAUUCUCCGCUCUGUCUCACCCAGGAUGAAUUUCAUCCCUUCAUCGAAGCACUUCUGCCUCACGUCCGAGCGUUUGCGUACACGUGGUUCAACCUGCAAGCCCGAAAAAGAAAAUACUUCAAAAAACAUGAAAAACGCAUGUCAAAAGAGGAAGAGAGAGCCGUGAAGGACGAACUGCUAAGUGAAAAACCCGAGGUAAAGCAAAAAUGGGCAUCCAGACUUCUGGCAAAGCUCCGGAAAGAUAUCAGGCCUGAAUUUCGGGAGGAUUUUGUUCUCACAGUCACAGGAAAAAAGCCUCCGUGUUGCGUUCUUUCCAAUCCAGACCAGAAGGGCAAGAUGAGAAGAAUUGACUGCCUUCGCCAGGCAGAUAAGGUCUGGAGAUUGGACCUUGUUAUGGUGAUUUUAUUUAAAGGUAUUCCGCUCGAAAGUACUGAUGGCGAGCGCCUUGUAAAGUCCCCACAGUGCUCUAACCCUGGGCUGUGCGUACAGCCCCACCAUAUAGGAGUUUCUGUUAAGGAACUCGAUUUAUAUUUGGCAUACUUUGUGCACGCAGCAGAUUCAAGUCAAUCUGAAAGUCCCAGCCAGCCAAGUGAAGCUGAUAUUAAGGACCAGCCAGAAAAUGGACAUUUGGGCUUCCAGGACAGUUUUGUCACAUCAGGUGUUUUCAGUGUGACUGAGCUAGUAAGAGUCUCACAAACACCGAUAGCUGCAGGAACAGGCCCUAAUUUCUCUCUCUCAGAUUUGGAAAGUUCUUCAUACUACAGCAUGAGCCCAGGAGCAAUGAGGAGGUCUUUACCUAGCACAUCCUCUACCAGCUCCACAAAACGUCUCAAGUCUGUGGAGGAUGAGAUGGACAGUCCUGGUGAGGAGCCGUUUUAUACAAGCCAAGGGCGCUCUCCAGGAAGUGGCAGCCAGUCAAGUGGAUGGCAUGAAGUGGAGCCAGGAAUGCCAUCGCCAACUACAUUAAAGAAGUCAGAGAAGUCUGGUUUCAGCAGUCCCUCGCCUUCGCAGACCUCCUCCCUUGGAACGGCUUUCACACAGCACCAUCGACCUGUCAUUACAGGACCCAGAGCAAGUCCACAUGCAACACCAUCGACUCUUCAUUUUCCAACAUCACCCAUUAUUCAACAGCCUGGGCCAUACUUCUCACACCCAGCAAUCCGCUAUCAUCCUCAGGAGACUCUGAAAGAGUUUGUCCAACUUGUCUGCCCCGACGCUGGUCAGCAGGCUGGACAGGUGGGGUUCCUAAAUCCCAAUGGUAGCAGCCAAGGCAAGGUGCACAAUCCAUUCCUUCCUACCCCAAUGUUGCCACCACCACCUCCGCCACCAAUGGCUAGGCCUGUGCCUCUGCCAGUGCCAGACACAAAACCUCCAACUACAUCAACAGAAGGAGGGGCCACCUCUCCCACUUCUCCAACCUACUCGACACCCAGCACCUCCCCCGCAAACCGAUUCGUCAGUGUUGGACCACGGGAUCCAAGCUUUGUAAAUAUCCCUCAACAGACUCAGUCCUGGUACCUGGGAUAAAAGUCUCCGCUUCCCACCACCCACCGGACAGACCACCAGACCCCUUCCCACCUCUGUAACACGGAAGCAGCAGCAACGCAGCGCAGCGACUUCACAUCGGCGGAAGGGGAGGCGAGCAGACACCGACAGCAAACUAGUACAUGGAAAUGGCAAACGUUAUGGUUGAAUGGCAAAGGCCGUAACUUUUUUGAGAAUUUAAUUUUAUUUUUUUUUCUUUUUUUUUUUAGACAACUUUAGGACUGUUGUAAUUUCUCCUCUGGUGCUGGAAAUGGUUGGGCUUCAUAACUUUUGAAGUGUUUCAUUGGUAGUGUAAGCAUUAGGUGACACUGAGUAGAACUAGCCUCUGCUGCUGCUUACCAACUCGCUGUUGUAACACACUUUCCAUAUGGAGCCUAACUGUUUUACAGUAUCCUCAUCGAUUUUUUCCCAUCCAAGGUGUGAGACUUCUUGAGAAAUCAUGAAACACACUUAAACUAUAACUUUUGUAGUAGCUGAAUUCUGCAAUAUAUAACUUACCGGACAGACAUAGAGCAUGUUUUUUCUGUAACAUAUCAGAAAAGAAAAGAAAAAAUUGCAGGUUUUCUUUUUUUUUUUCUUUUGGUUGGGGUUUCUUUUUUAUUUACAGUCAGCACUUAGAGACGUAACAUGAACCAUCAGAGCAUUGUCAACGAUGUUUUUUUUCCACUCGAUUGCAGAGCGAUUUAAAACCAUCGAACUACUACUCUUCACUUCGAAAAAAAAAAGAAAAAAAAAGAAAAAAAAGAAAAAAAAGUUUGAAAUGCUGCACUUACAUUGAAAAAAAAAGAAAAACAUUUUUCAACAAUUUUCAACAAUUACACAAAAAUUCACGCAGAAAUGGGGAAGUUGGUCUGUUUUGACAGAAACUGACAGGAAUCAAUCAAAACAAUCGAAUUUUGAAUUGAGUAAAGUGCAAUUUCAUUGGAUAGCUAAAUAUCUUUGUAAGAUAGAGAUUGUUGAAAAUUCUAUUUUUGUUUUCCAAGUCCUUCCACCCCAGGACUCUAAAUUAUUGGGGUAAAAAACAGCCUUGCAAGAAAAAGGGGAGCUAUUUUUGCUUUUUAUGUUUUUUAUUGUUGAACUUGUAUCCCUUUAAAACUGAAGGAAAAUCUAAAAAAAAAAUACAAAAAAAAUACAAAUCUAAUGGUGCUUUUACCACAAUAUGUUAACUACAUUAAAUGCUAAUUAAUCAUUUUCUGUUAUCAAAGCACAUAACUAAAAUGAAAUCAUAAUCUCUGUUAAUUUUAUAAGCUAAAAGUCACUAUAAUGGAUUAUGCCAAUUCUGACAAAUUUUACGUGUUUCCGGCAAUAUAGGGUUUAUCAGUUCUCAAACACCUUGGGAAUAAGAGAGAACGGUCCAGAAAGUAAAACACCUUCGUGUCCCUGAACUGGUACAUUUUCUGGACUGUGAAGAGAACAUUAACAGAAACGAAUGAUGCUGAUCUUACAACUUAUGCCAGUUCAAAAGCAAGGGCACUUGCUGAAGAAGAGAGAGAAAAAAUAAAAACAAGAGAAAAAAAAGAGACAAAAAAGAAACAAACACACAAAAAAGAGAAGUUUGGACCCCAAACGUCCUGUAUCUUAUGUACAAAAAAAAGGAAAAAAAAAGAAAAAAAAAAAAGAGUGCAAGUGAUUUUUUCUAUCAGACAGCGGAGCACCCCUUUGCUUCACAUGCAACUUUAAGAAGGUUUCCUAUACUAUACAUAUAUAUACGUUCUGGUUGGCGAGUCCAGCUAAUCAGAGAAAGUCUCUGCAUGUUCUAGUGUUAGUAACUAAUUUUUAUAUAGUUAAUGUAGGGUAAAGUAGAGUGCAUUAAGACACAAUAUUGUAAUCCCUAUUCCAGGCACUUGCCUUUAAACUAUGUUUGUUCGACCCUUCAGAAGGGUUUCUACUACUGUCCUAUACAAUCAAAUAACUGAAAUUCUUGGGAAGACACUUUGCUCCUCAUCUUUUCCCUGAAACAAUGUUUUGUUUUUUUUGUUUUCUUAAUUUGCACGAAACGAGAUGAAAAAAAAGAAAAAAAAAAUUCCAUAUCAAUGUGCCUUGCCCUGGAUAGCGAUUAUUUGUGGAAUUGUUGCACAUGUUCCUAUAUUGAAAGGGGGUUUUUCCCUAGUCAAGCAUUUGGAGACACUUUUUGUAAAUGUGACUUUUAUGUCAGCCAUUGUCAGUUCCAACAUCUAGAAUUAAAUAGGAUGUUAGUUGUUCCGCAGAUAGGAGUAGUGUUGAUUGUCCUGUAUGGUCAGUGGCAGUGCUAUUCUGAGAUCUGUAGAUGCUAGAUUAUCAGUAUUUUUGGAUGUUGCUGCAUUUUACAUUUUAUUUGGAGUCUUCCUUUGUUUUCGUUUUGUUUUCUCCCAGAUAUAUGAAAAUAUGCAAUACCUGCUUAUAUCAUGUAGAAAAGCUUAGCGAUUAUUAAUUUUUCUUUUUCCUUUUGUUUUUGGGUUUUUUCGUUUGGUUUUUUCCUUUUUCUUUUUUCUUUUUCCUUUUUUCUUUUCUCUUCUUUUUUUUUUUGGUUUUUGUUUUAUUUGACCAAAGUUGGUGCUGCACUUGACGCAGUGUGUUUUAGGUGUUUGUCUUUGUACUUUUGUGAUUUUGAAUGCACAUGCAGGAAGGGCUCUUCUUAGAGAAGCAGUCAAACUGUGAAGCACUAAGCUGAACCCUGCUUCAAGCAAUUUUUGUUUUACAACUGUUCCUUUCACAAGCAAGCCUUAAAAAAAAACAAAAAAAACACAAAAAAAAAUACAACAAAAAAAACAACUUCCUUUUUCUUCAGAUUCCCACACCCAUUUUUAUUAGCAGACUGCAAUCAAUCCACAUUCAAUAAAAGUAUAUAAUGCCCAUUUUUAUAUGCACGUUUUUAAACUUCCAAGUUCUGAAAAUUGUUUACUGGUUAUUCUCUAUUUAAGGAAAAAAAUAAAAUGUUUUGGAUUUUCAUAUGUGUCUGAUAAGUGGUUGAGUAGUCAUUUUGCUCUAUUGUAUUGUGUGAUUGUUAGUAUAUGGUAUCACAUCCUCUAGCCAGCAUCCUUUGCCUUCCCUAUAGCACUUAGCUGGGCAUUACUUUAUUAAGACAUAUGUGCACUAAAAAAAAA
Molecule: messenger RNA, 4934 nt
Organism: Melopsittacus undulatus (budgerigar)
Lineage: Eukaryota; Metazoa; Chordata; Aves; Psittaciformes; Psittaculidae
Gene: NFIA
Product: nuclear factor I A
Exons: 11
Coding region: 304-1833 (509 amino acids)
Biological process (GO): regulation of transcription by RNA polymerase II
Cellular component (GO): nucleus
Molecular function (GO): DNA-binding transcription factor activity, RNA polymerase II-specific; RNA polymerase II cis-regulatory region sequence-specific DNA binding
Source: RefSeq, a predicted model, not a curated record